Messenger RNA from Xenia sp. Carnegie-2017, 1224 nucleotides. RefSeq names its product RNA polymerase II subunit A C-terminal domain phosphatase SSU72-like. Gene Ontology annotation, molecular function: RNA polymerase II CTD heptapeptide repeat phosphatase activity. The coding region runs from base 187 to 765 and encodes 192 amino acids. Gene Ontology annotation, cellular component: nucleus; mRNA cleavage and polyadenylation specificity factor complex. Lineage: Eukaryota; Metazoa; Cnidaria; Anthozoa; Malacalcyonacea; Xeniidae. The record is from RefSeq and is a predicted model, not a curated record. The transcript has 5 exons. Gene Ontology annotation, biological process: termination of RNA polymerase II transcription.
AAAUCUUUGUUUGGUUGCAUUGAAUGUUUAUAUCAUUUUAUAUACUUUGACGGCGUACAAUCCUUCGUAAUCCAACGAAUAUUUUACUGUUUUUAUCGUAUUUUGUAAGUGUUAAUAUUGUCUGAAGUGUAUUCUAUGAUUUUUUGGGUUCUUCGUGUUUGAAUCAAGAGAAAUAUAGAUAAAAUUAUGGAAUUGAAAAUCGCUGUCGUUUGUUCAAGUAAUCAAAAUCGAAGCAUGGAGGCUCACAAGUUUUUAAGUAAAAAAGGUUUCAAUGUCAAAUCUUAUGGGGCAGGAAAUCAAGUUAAGCUGCCUGGCUCGGCACCCAAUCAACCUAACGUAUAUUCGUUUCAAACUACAUACGAUGAGAUGUAUAAAGACCUACUACGAAAAGAUAGACUACUAUAUACACAGAACGGAAUUCUUCAUAUGCUAGAUAGAAACAGAAGGAUAAAAAGUAGACCAGAAAGAUUUCAAGACACGCAAGAAACGUUCGACAUUGUCAUAACCGCUGAGGAACGAGUCUACGACCAAGUUGUUGAAAGUUUAGAGAGUCGACAACCAGAGACGUAUUCUCCAGUUCAUAUCAUUAACAUCGACAUUCAAGAUAAUCACGAAGAGGCAACGCUGGGAGCUUUUCUUGUUUGCAGUCUUUGUGAACAGAUAAAUAAUGCCGAAGAUCGUGAAUGUGAAAUCGAAGAUAUUCUCGAACGAUUUCAAGCAAAAAAUGGCAGUCGAAACGUUCUUCACACCGUGGCGUUUUAUUGAAAAAGAUUAGAAAUCGCGAAAAAAUGUAGCUAUACUUGGUUGUGCUGUGUGCGAGAUAUUUGUGAAAGAUUACUUAGAUAGAGAAUUUAAUAAUUUGUGAUUUCUAGUCUGUGAACAGAUUGAUGUUCCAUCGAUGCUUUUAUUAUCUGUGAAAGAUUAAUGUUUGAUAUAGGCUUCAAUUGUCUGUGAAAGAUUAAUAUUUGAUCGAGAUUUUUUAUCUGCGAAUGACUAAUAUUGACAUGAUGUGAGAGAACGAAGACGUUUGAAGAUAAAGUGUAUUGCAACCCGUAAUAUGUGUUGUACUUUGCUUGUAACUAAUUAUAAAUAUGUUCUAUGACAUAGAAUUUUGAUGUGAAUAGUGUUAUGCAGCGAAUUGUGAAAAAUUUUCAACAUAAACAUAACUGGAUUAUUUUGUUGUAUGUUAACGAUGUUAAAUUAUAUUGAAUGCAUAAAGUAAAA